Rangifer tarandus platyrhynchus (Svalbard reindeer) is the source of this 414-nucleotide messenger RNA. The record is from the annotation of a GenBank genome assembly. NCBI's taxonomy places the organism in Eukaryota, Metazoa, Chordata, Mammalia, Artiodactyla, Cervidae.
AUGCUGGCCCGGCUAGACGAGCACGUGGCCUUCGGCUUCGCGCUCAAGGGGACGAAGACUCGUUCCCGCUCCCGCGACCCCGCCCACCGCCGCCGCCAACUCCACCCGGGCUUCUUCUGGGGCCGUGGCCGUGGUCGGCCCGGGGCCACGGGCAGCUGUGCCGCCCCUCCCUCCCAUAGGCGCUUUGCGGCGGCCGCGUGCUCUCGGACGAUCUGGUGCGCCACCCGAGCCUGCGCCGCGAGGACCUGCGCGCCUGCGCCGGGAGGACGCGUCGUCAGGCGCCUGAUUGGCGCCGGUGAACGUGCCCCGCGAGCACGACCUCCACGUCGAGUGCACGUCCCGCCGCUGCCACAGCCGUCCCUGGUGACGCACAGGCAGAGUCCGGCGAACGUGUUGCAGAAGCUCCAGACCUAA